Messenger RNA from Colius striatus (speckled mousebird), 1809 nucleotides. RefSeq names its product chromogranin A (gene CHGA). The transcript has 8 exons. Lineage: Eukaryota; Metazoa; Chordata; Aves; Coliiformes; Coliidae. The record is from RefSeq and is a predicted model, not a curated record. Gene Ontology annotation, biological process: negative regulation of catecholamine secretion; defense response to bacterium; negative regulation of insulin secretion. Gene Ontology annotation, cellular component: chromaffin granule. Bases 102 to 1511 code for a protein of 469 amino acids.
AAGCACGGCUCUGGUCUCUCCCUGGCUCCUCACCUGGAGCGUCCACACAGCGGACAGACUCACCCUCGCCCCUUUCUCCCUCUGUCCAUCCGGCCAGCACGAUGAGCCGCCCAGGACUGCUCACCCUCCUGCUCCUGGCCGUGCCGGCUAUCGCCCUUCCUGUGACAAACGACAUGAAUAAAGGUGACACUAAGGUGAUGAAGUGCAUUGUAGAGGUCAUCUCUGAUACUUUAUCGAAGCCAAAUCCCCUUCCAAUCAGUGAGGAAUGCCUAGAAACACUCAGAGGAGAUGAACGAAUCAUUUCUAUCCUUCGCCACCAAAAUUUAUUGAAGGAACUUCAGGAAAUUGCUGCUCAAGGUGCCAAUGAGAGAACUCAUCAGCAAAAGAAAAACAGUGGCUUCGAAGAUGAGCUUUCUGAAGUCCUUGAAAGUCAGAAUGACAAGAACAAGCAGAGAGAUACUGCAGGGGAGCAUCCUGAAGAGGAGCAGCCAACAGGGUCCCUGGCUGAGCUGGCACCGCAGAAAACCCAGCAAAAUGAAGAUUCAAGAGAGGAGGGAAGAAAUAGCCUGGAGGAGAGGGAGCCCAGGCCUAGGUCAUGGGAUGCCAACCCUGGUGAGAGGGAGGAUCAGGAGGAAGCAGAGAGCAAUGAGAUUAGGGGCACAGAGGAUGCCCAGCGAGAGGAAGCUUUGGACAACCACAUCAGCAAAGACUUCCAUGAGGAUGAGCAGCAGCAGAGAGGGGAUGAAGAGGAGCAUCCCAGAGGCCUCAAGGACAGCCUGGAUCUUCAGGAUAAGGGAGAGCAGCCAUCCAGGCAGGGCCGGGAGCAGAGCAAGGAGGCAGUAGGGGAGCGUGAGGAUGACCGAGGAGAUGAUGAUGCAGAAGAGGACCCGACUGAAGCAGAGAGGUCACUUGAUUUGCCUGAGGAGGAUGAGGAGGCUGAGGACAUGCGGGAAGAAGACAAUAAUGACGAUGCUCUGGGAUUUGACAAAGAUGGGCGGAGCUCCGAGGAAGAGGAAGAGGAGGAAGAACAGCCUCGGGCACUGAGGGGAGGAAGGCAUCGCCUGGAGGAUGAGGGAAUGCAGGGAGAGGAGGACACCUUCCAGCCCAGGGAUCCCAAAAGCGAAGAGAUGGAGGAGGAGUCCUCCAGGGAAUGGGAAGGUUCCAAGAGGUGGAACAAAAUGGAUGAGCUGGCCAAACAGCUGACAUCAAAGAAGCGCAUGGUGGAAAAUGACAGUGAGGAAGACCCAGACCGGUCCAUGAAAAUGGCAUUUAGGUCCCGCAAGUAUGACUUCAGUAGUCCAGAGGAAGAGGUGAGAAGGUCAUGGAAGCAUCACUCAAAGGAGGACAGCAGUGAAGGUGGCUUCCCACUUGCUCCCAUGCCUGAAGAGAAGAAGGAUGAGGAAGGCAGUGCUAACAGGAGAACGGAGGAUCAGGAGCUGGAGAGCCUGGCCGCCAUCGAGGCUGAGCUGGAGCGCGUCGCUCACAAGCUGCAUGAGCUGAGGCGAGGCUGAGGGCCGCAGCCCUCCCAGCCCUGGCAGCCGCCGCCACCCUCCUCCCUCCCCUUGGCCUCAUUUCCCAAUUUCAAAGCAGUUAAGCCGGAGCAGAAGCAUCGUGCCUAGGAAUCUGACCUCGCUAGCACCCAGGCCUGCCUCCCUCGCCACAGCGCUGUGCCCAUCGCUGCUUCGUCCCUUCCCGCUCCCGUGUCCUCAUGGCUGCCUACCCGCCCGGCUGGGCGCCGGUGGGCGCCAAGCGACACCUACACGUGUACUUUCUGUCUGGGUGGGGUCUUUUUUCCCUCUUUUUUUAAAA